UCAUGCACGCUCGCUCGUGGCAAGUCGUUGCACUUGUGUGUGGAAUUUUGGUCCCGGCCAGCACCCUCCGCCCCAACCAGUCAUGCUACCGACAGAACCGCAACAUUUUCAGCCGAACUACAAGGAAACGUAAUCAUAAAGUCGCCGAUUUUACUCAACAUAUCAUAGGGAACGCUUCUUCAUCUGGACACAUCUGGUAGCUGCAUUUCCGCUUGUGGCGGUGUACGCAUGGGAGUGAUCCGGCAAAACCGAAGGCAAAAGGUCUUUUCCCAUUAGUGGCAGCCCAGGAGGCAGGAGCCAUGAGUGAGGGGGAGGGUCUCUUCCACAGCGUGCAGGUGGGUGACUCCACCUUCACUGUACUGACCCGCUACCAGCAGCUCCGCGCCAUUGGGUCUGGUGCCCAGGGCAUCGUCUGCUCAGCCAUGGACAGUGUCCUGGGAAUCCCUGUGGCGGUGAAGAAAUUGAGCCGGCCCUUCCAGAACCAGACCCAUGCCAAGCGGGCUUACAGGGAGUUGGUGCUGCUCAAGUGUGUCAACCACAAAAAUAUUAUUAGACUCCUGAAUGUUUUCACACCACAGAAGUCACUGGAGGAGUUCCAGGAUCUGUACCUGGUGAUGGAGCUGAUGGAUGCCAGCCUGUGCCAGGUGAUCCACAUGGACCUGGACCACGAGAGGAUGUCCUACCUGCUCUACCAGAUCCUCUGUGGUAUCAGACACCUACACUCCGCAGGGAUCAUCCACAGGGACCUGAAGCCCAGUAACAUAGUGGUGAAGUCUGACUGCACUCUUAAGAUCCUGGACUUUGGGCUGGCCAGGACGGCCUGCACUAACUUCAUGAUGACCCCCUAUGUGGUGACUAGGUACUAUAGAGCACCAGAGGUCAUCCUUGGCAUGAAGUACAAAGAGAACGUGGACAUCUGGUCAGUGGGAUGCAUCAUGGGAGAGAUGGUAAAGGGCAGCGUUAUAUUCCAGGGCACAGAUCACAUCGACCAAUGGAACAAGGUUAUUGAAGUUCUGGGAACGCCCCCCAUGGAGUUUAUGAACAGGCUGAUGGAAACCGUGCGGAACUAUGUGAUGAACAAGCCUCAGUACCCUGGGGUCAGCUUCUCUGAACUCUUCCCUGAUUGGGCCUUCCCUGCAGAGACAGAGCAGGAUAAAGUCAAGACUGGUCAAGCGCGGGACCUGCUGUCCAGGAUGCUAGUGAUCGACCCAGAGAGCCGCAUCUCAGUGGAGGACGCCCUGAAACACCCAUACAUCCACGUGUGGUAUGACCCAGGAGAGGCUGACGCGCCACCACCACAGAUAUCCGACAAACAGCUGGAAGAGAGGGAACACAGCAUUGAACAGUGGAAAGAGCUUAUCUAUGACGAAUUGAUGGACUGGGAGGAAAGGAACCAGAAUGGAGUGACAAAAGAGGACUGCCUAGAUGGCGUAGGGAACAGCAGUGGCUCAGCUUCUCAGUCAUCCUCUAUGAGUGACUUCUCCUCCAUGUCCACAGAGCACACCCUGGCCUCUGACACAGACAGCAGCGGCGUGGACACUCUGACGGGGGCCCUUGAGGACUAACCGUGGGCCUCCGCCCUGACCUCUCAGCUUCUAUCAAUCACUGACCCCACCAUCUCUAGCCAUUAUAAUUGACGGUAUCUCCAUGGAGGGAGGACGCAAUUUAGUAGGGGGUAGUUUGUUUUUUUAUGUAGUUCUAAUUACUUUAUUCUGUCUAUUUUUACUGUGGUAGAUGGUUGAUCAUACAACCAGUUUACAUUUUUGUAAAUGGCAAAGGAUUCACUUUAAGUUUUGAGUUCUCUCUCAAUCUCUUUCGCCCAUUUCCUAUCUUUUUAAAAUAGUACACUUCACACUGUAUCAUGGAUCAAAUAAGUAACACAAUUCUACAGUAGAUGUUUUGUCCAGGUCAAGAGCACAUACUGUUCCAACGUGCAGUUUGACCAGCUACUUCAUCAAACAGUAUAACCUACUAUAUGCAUUAAACCAGUGCCAGGCUAAAAUGUCAUAUGCCCAUCUUGUCAGAAGGAAUAUCCAAUGACUAACAGAAGACUGCAUGUCACCAAAAAAAGAUAUACUUGACUUCACACAGAAAGAGCGAUAAUUCAAGAUCUUCGUGUUUUUUUUCCAUCCAGGCAGCAGUAGUCUGUGCUUUUUAAGAAACAGUCCCUCUGGCUCUGGACUAGGUAGUUCCAAAGGAGAUCCAUUUUAGGCAUGUUCUAUGUGUUUAUGUACAUAAGAAUCCAUACUGUAUAUUGUGUGUUUCAAUGGAUUUGAUUGUUGUGCUGCUCAGCCUCGAUUUUACAGCUGCUCCAAAUAUGCAGAGAGGCAUACAAACUGUAUAAAGGACAUAUGUGUUUAUUUUGGAACAAACUAUUGUUGAAAUGGACUUGGGGAAAAUUAAAGAAAAACAUUUGAUGUUGAUAGUUGUAUUAUAACAAUGAUUAAACUGAAGGGAGAAACACCCACGGGUACAUUGCACUUCUUGUAAUGUUAUUUUCUUCUCAUUCCAAGAAUAACAGUGAUAAAAAGAGGAAUACAA
Messenger RNA from Esox lucius (northern pike), 2541 nucleotides. RefSeq names its product mitogen-activated protein kinase 9-like. Gene Ontology annotation, molecular function: JUN kinase activity; ATP binding. Gene Ontology annotation, biological process: JNK cascade; protein phosphorylation. The record is from RefSeq and is a predicted model, not a curated record. Gene Ontology annotation, cellular component: nucleus; cytoplasm. The transcript has 12 exons. NCBI's taxonomy places the organism in Eukaryota, Metazoa, Chordata, Actinopteri, Esociformes, Esocidae. The coding region runs from base 300 to 1565 and encodes 421 amino acids.